This is a messenger RNA of Hydatigera taeniaeformis, 1143 nucleotides long. NCBI's taxonomy places the organism in Eukaryota, Metazoa, Platyhelminthes, Cestoda, Cyclophyllidea, Taeniidae. The record is from the annotation of a GenBank genome assembly.
AUGCUCCUCCGUGUUUCAAGGAAUCUGAAGGAAACCUACUUGAUAGAAAUAAAUAUCGCUUUCCAAAAAUACAUUUGCUCAUUCAAUCAUAGUCGUGAGAGAAGCAAUCACCAUGGCGGGAAAGGUCGCCAGAAUGAAUAUCCUCGUGAGGACGAGGGUAGCUAUACUAUCGAAGAGAUGAUUCGCCAAGAAAACCAGGAAACAAAAGACUCCUACCUCAGGCACUUUGCGUCCGUUGCCGGUCAGUACAAGGGUGUUGCUGAUGAAUACGAAACUAACUUUGUGAAGGAAAAUGCCAAACUACAAGGUGUUUUGAAGCCUCGCCUAGGAUCCGAUGCAAUAACAGAGUACAAGAGACGGGAAUAUGCUGAAUCCACCUGUCCUUCAUGCAUGGAUCAUACACCACAUUACCUUGUAAUAAGUGUCAGGCAUCGCAUGUUUCUCUCAUUGCCCGAACACGUGAGCCUAUCGCAGGGGCAUUGCUUCAUUACUCCACUGGAGCACGUAGGCGCAAUGACACGGCUCGACAAGGCAGCAGUUGAGGAGGCGUGUGCCUUUAAACGUGAUCUUUGCCGUAUGGCCGCCUUGUGGAAGGGCAAAGGAGCGUCCUGCGUCUUCAUGGAGGUAGCCAGCUAUUCCACUUCAUUCAAACACCAUACUCAAAUAGAGUGCGUUCCUGUUAGUCGGGAGACAAUGGACGAACUACCAUCUUAUUUCAAAAAAGCCAUGCUUGACCUUGGCUCGGAGUGGGAUCAGAAUACUAGACUAAUCGACCUUGCGCGACUGGGGGCUAGGGUGCGCAAGAUUAUACCGCCCAAUUUUGGAUAUUUUUGUGUUGAGUUCGGCGUCGAUGGUGGUGGCUACGCGAAGGUGAUCGAUAACUGGUCGACCUUUCCCCCCCACUUUGGACAGGAGGUGCUUUCCGGUGUCUUGGGGAAGUCGCCAGAAAAAUGGAGGAAGCCAAAAAAGGAGUCAUUGGAACAGCUUCGAAGGAAGGUAGUUGAGUUCGAAGAGAAGUGGAUAAGUGUAGAGGAGGGCGCUAACGAAACCAACAUCACGACUCAACACACUGAAGCAGCUUCCACCAUCCCUGACGCUGCCGAAUGUGUCUUGGAGCCUGAAGGUCCUGCGCUGCCCCCUUAA